Eimeria acervulina is the source of this 684-nucleotide messenger RNA. Its product is annotated as major sperm protein domain-containing protein, putative. Gene Ontology annotation, biological process: endoplasmic reticulum membrane organization. Gene Ontology annotation, cellular component: endoplasmic reticulum membrane; plasma membrane. The transcript is spliced from 3 exons. The record is from RefSeq and is a predicted model, not a curated record. Bases 1 to 684 code for a protein of 227 amino acids. NCBI's taxonomy places the organism in Eukaryota, Apicomplexa, Conoidasida, Eucoccidiorida, Eimeriidae.
AUGCCGCUGCUGCAGAUACACCCGGAGAAGGUAUUGGAGGUGCCCUUCACUUUAUACAGCAGCUCAGUUGUGCAGCUGACGCUGCGCAAUGUCUCAAGUCAUCCCUUUGUCGCAUAUAAAAUUAAAACUACAGCACCGAAGAACUACCUCGUCAGGCCUUCUACAGGUGCAGUGCCUCAGGGAGAGUCUCGCUCAGUGCAGAUAGUGCUGCAGGCUAUGACUGAAGAGCCUCCAAAGACAGCAACAGAUAGAUUUCUUGUGCAAGCAACCCCUGUAGAAUCAACAGCCCCUCUCCCGCGUAGCUACUGGCUGGAGCUGAGCCGCAGCGAGAUUGAAGAAACUCGUCUAAGUGUUAGCUUCAAGCGCACGGGCAGCUCAGAAGCAGCAGCAGCAGCAGCAGCAGCAGCAGCAGCUGGUGCUGGUGGUGGUGCUGCUGCUGAUAGACCUGGGCCUGGCAGCGGUGAAGAUAAAGGAGAUGCUGAUGGCGCCCCUGCACCUGCAGCAGCAGCACCCGGCAGCAGCAGCAGCGGCAGCAGCAGCAGCAGCAGCAGCAGCAGCAGCAGCGGGGCUGCAGGUGAUUUAAGACAGCAGUAUGAUCAGCUUGUAGAGUAUACAUUGGCUAUGGAGAGACAUAAGGAGGAACUAGUGCAUAGGGCUUUCAGGGGUUCAGCAGCAGCAGCAUAA